UUAGUGUAAACACAAUUUAAACUGCGUAUGGGCAGUAAAUAAAGUAUAUAUAAGACAUUGUAGCUUCACCACUGCAGCUGCACCCAAAUGCAGAUUAUUGUGCUUAUUGCUGGGUUUGGAUUGGUGGGAACCUUCGCUGCUCCACAGUUAUAUCAGCUAGAAGCUGUUGACAGUAGUGUAGAUGAGGUUGAGAAUGAAAAAGUUGACAAAAUUACGAAUAAAGAAUAUGCUGAGGUUCCGUACACUGUUGUAGAAAGAAUUGUUUACGAUGAUCUGAGCUACGAGAUUAGAGAUUAUCCAGCUGUAAUGUGGGUUUGUACAAGAAUGGUUUUCACUCAGGAGGAGGAUCUAUUGGAAAGUGAGAAUAUAUUCGACGAAGAAGAUAUAUCUGAAAAUGAAAAUAUAUUUGAAAAUGAAUAUAAAACCAUGAAAGAUCAGCCUAGUUCACAAAUGUACAUAAAACUGUUCAGGUAUAUUUCUGGGUUUAAUUCUGCCAAACAAGAAAUUAAAAUGACUAUUCCAGUUCGUAGUAAGAUAUCACAGAUGGAGAAUAAGUCAAGUGUUCAUGAGACUUGUUUCUACCUGGACCCAGCUGUACAGGUUGACCCACCUACUCCGCUGCAGGAGGAUCUAACUAUCCUAGAGACUCAACCCUGCAGGGAGGAGAACAUUUUCUGCAAUCUUCGGAAGACACCCCAAACCAAUUACCAAACUAAAUGUUUUAACCCUGUAUUAACCUCUAUUUGCAUUGAACUGAACCAUAUACACCGAAACAUUAAAUACGACUCCUUCCAAUAAGGAUUUACCGUACACACUACACAUGAUAUUCUGACCCAUUUAUUAUUACUUGGCUUUCUUGGCGCUUCGGGCCCGUCUUAUAUUUUAACUUUUAAUUGUGUCUCUAUUUAGCCUAUGUUACC
Molecule: messenger RNA, 920 nt
Organism: Eurytemora carolleeae
Lineage: Eukaryota; Metazoa; Arthropoda; Copepoda; Calanoida; Temoridae
Exons: 7
Coding region: 88-798 (236 amino acids)
Source: RefSeq, a predicted model, not a curated record